Thamnophis elegans (Western terrestrial garter snake) is the source of this 1386-nucleotide messenger RNA. It is a transcript of the gene FEZF1, whose product is annotated as FEZ family zinc finger 1. The transcript is spliced from 6 exons. The record is from RefSeq and is a predicted model, not a curated record. NCBI's taxonomy places the organism in Eukaryota, Metazoa, Chordata, Lepidosauria, Squamata, Natricidae. Gene Ontology annotation, cellular component: nucleus. The coding region runs from base 1 to 1386 and encodes 461 amino acids.
AUGCUGAGCGCUCCCAAGCCCCUGGCCUUCUCCAUCGAGCGCAUCAUGGCCAGGUCGGGCCCCGAGCCCCAAGCCGUGCCGCUGCUGCCCCACUUCUUGCAAGGGGGCGGCGGGACCCCCAAAGCGGCUGCAGCCACUGCGGCGGAGCACCUGAAGCCGCAGCAGCAGCAACCGGCGUUCAGCCUGGGGCCCUCCAUCCCCUGCAUGAUCCCCUUCGUGCCGCUGGCUUACGAGCCCUUCGCCAAGGUGGGCUCCGAGCCCAGGAAACCCCCCUUGGAGCCGCCUUCUUCCUCCUCCUCUUCCUCCGCAUCGUCCGCUCUGAGCUGCGCGCUCAGCCUCAAGCCCCAGGCCGGCGAGCCCUCGCUCAGCUUGCCGCAGCCGCCGCCCCACUACAAGCUGGUCCGGCCGCGCGUGAUCAAGCACUCCUCCUUCCACGCCCUGGGCGCCCUGAGCUACUUCAGCCGGGCGUCAGAGCCACAGCCACAGCCGCCGGGCCUGAGCCUGCACCCGGUGGCCUCCUACUUCCUGGGCUCGUCGCUGCCGGCGCCUGCCUUGCAAGACUCGACGGGGCCCAAGUCCUACCUGGCCGAGCGCAACAAGCUCCAGACGCUGCCGUCCGGGCCGGAGAAGUUCUCCCAGGCAGCCUUCAAGGACCUGGCGCAGGCCCAGCUGCACAACGCCGCCGCAGCCGCCGCAGCUGCCGCGGCUCAUCUCCUCGCUUCGGAGAAGCUGCCCUUCAAAGGGGUGUCGGCCGACUUCAGCCGCGGCUCGCCCAGCGCCAAGCCCAAGGUCUUCACCUGCGAGGUCUGCGGCAAGGUCUUCAACGCGCACUACAACCUGACACGCCACAUGCCGGUGCACACGGGCGCCCGGCCCUUCAUCUGCAAGGUCUGCGGCAAGGGAUUCCGCCAGGCCAGCACCCUCUGCCGCCACAAGAUCAUCCACACCCAGGAAAAGCCCCACAAGUGCAACCAGUGCGGGAAAGCGUUUAACCGGAGUUCCACGCUGAACACCCACACACGGAUCCACGCGGGCUACAAGCCUUUCGUUUGCGAGUUCUGCGGAAAAGGCUUUCACCAAAAAGGGAACUACAAGAACCAUAAGCUGACCCACAGCGGUGAGAAGCAGUUCAAGUGCACCAUUUGCAACAAGGCCUUCCACCAGGUCUACAACCUGACCUUCCACAUGCACACCCACAACGACAAGAAGCCCUUCACCUGCCCCACCUGCGGGAAAGGCUUUUGCCGGAACUUUGACCUCAAGAAACACGUCCGCAAACUGCACGACAAUGUUUUUACUGGUUGUUCAUUAGAAGAGAUUUCAGCAAAUACAGGGGACAGGAGAAGCACCACAGAGGUUUUAUUGUACAGCUCUGAUGUGUAUUGA